This is a messenger RNA of Helicoverpa armigera (cotton bollworm), 1438 nucleotides long. Its product is annotated as alpha-tocopherol transfer protein. Gene Ontology annotation, molecular function: phosphatidylinositol bisphosphate binding. NCBI's taxonomy places the organism in Eukaryota, Metazoa, Arthropoda, Insecta, Lepidoptera, Noctuidae. The record is from RefSeq and is a predicted model, not a curated record. Bases 92 to 1066 code for a protein of 324 amino acids. Gene Ontology annotation, cellular component: membrane. The transcript has 6 exons.
GACGCGCACAGAAUUGAUCUGAUAGUGGAGUGAGCUGCGUGUGUUGUGAUCCUUAGUGAAAAAUAUAUAGGUAUUAAAAAAAACUGUGACAAUGACUAUCGGAGAUGGGAUGUGUGUUUACAACAACUUCGAUUACUCUCUCAACGUGCAAAAGAUGUUGAACAUCAAAGAUGGAGAUUUGGAUGUCUUGCUCAAGUUAUACAAUAUCAACAAGAAGGCCUUGGAUGAGAUGAUAGCCAGCAUUAGAGAGUGGUAUGAGAAGCAGCCGCAUUUACCACAGGGCCAAUUACACGAUCGCAUAACCCUCGGACAUCUAAUUUCCCGAGGAUUCAGCGUGGAACAGAGCAAGGAGAAGAUAGACAACUACUUCUCAGCCCGAGGAAGAAUGCCUGAUCUGCUCGGAGGCAGGUCACCCCUCCUACCUAAUAUGGAGAAGUACCUGAAGGAAGGGUACUGGGUUGUCCCACCCAUGAGGACCAAGGAUAACCAUAGGAUCAUGAUAUUUAGAAUACUAAGCCCAGAAAUGGUAGUCUUAGACGUGGCAAGGCUAGGCUUCCUGAUGGGAGAAUACAGACUUUUUAACGAGACUUCACAGGGUGAUCACUGGAUAUUUGACUUUAGCAACGCGACGCUCAACCAGGCUUUGCAGUUCACGCCCAUCAUCAUUUCGAAGAUUUACUAUCAUAUUACGCAAUGCUACGCCAUAAAAAUGAAAGGCAUACACCUGGUCAACGUGCCAUCUUUCGGCCACUCGAUCCUGGCUCUCUUCAAGACUAUCAUGAAACCCAAACAUAAGGAGAGGCUGCAUCUCCAUGAAGGUUUUGAUAAGGUUUUCAGUGUACUGCCUAAGGAGAUAUUUCCUAAGGAUUUGGGUGGAACUGCUGAUAUGACUGUGAAGGAUAUUUGUGACACAUGGUACGAAACCCUGCAAUCUGACACCUGGAAGGACUUCUUCGCGAACCAGGAGAAGAACUUCCACGUGGACGAAGCGAAGAGAGUGACUGCUUCUAAGAUAACUGACGAAUUCGGUGUCGAAGGUUCCUUCAGAAAAUUAGAGUUAGAUUAACUGUAGUUUAGAUGGUAAAUAAACUAGUGAAUAGUCCUAUGUUUGUACUGUAGUGAAAAACAUUGUCAACUCUCGUAUCUUAGGCCCAAGUUAGCUUAUGUUGUCGGUAAACUAGGGCUUUAUUUGUUCAUUUUAAAUUAAUUAUAGGAUGUUGUUGCAUCGGGCAUUUGGACAUUUAUUUGUUACAUCUGAUGUGAAAUGUAAGGCUGUUGAUAAAUAUUAGUACUUUAACGUUGAAAUUCGAUCGAUUUUAAGUAAUGAAAAGAGGUCAAAAUCAAAAUAAUUGGUGAUUUUGUACAAUUAGGUAAGUUUUAUGUAGAAAUAUUUUGCCUUUGUAUUUUUGAGUGUGCAAAAAUAAACCAUAAAAAUACA